Sceloporus undulatus (fence lizard) is the source of this 816-nucleotide messenger RNA. RefSeq lists its product as uncharacterized. The transcript is spliced from 11 exons. NCBI's taxonomy places the organism in Eukaryota, Metazoa, Chordata, Lepidosauria, Squamata, Phrynosomatidae. The record is from RefSeq and is a predicted model, not a curated record. The coding region runs from base 1 to 816 and encodes 271 amino acids.
AUGCCUGGCUUCAUGGACCGCAUGAAAGCCAUCAAGGAAUAUUUCAAGCCUCCCAAACAGACCAAGCCUGACCCCAAGGGCUUCAUCAGAGCUGCCAAUAAAACUUUCCAUUGCAUGUUGUCAUGCUUAAAGUGCCAAAAGGACGAGGACGAUUGUCCAGGUCUCCCAGAAGUCAAAACCAGCUAUAUUGACGAGGAGAUCCCUGAGUCACUUUCAUCGCAGAGUUAUAUCUCUUUAACGGAUUCGGAGAGCGAUGGCUGUCCUGCAGAGGCUGAUCUUGGAUCCAGGUCAGACAGUUUGGAGGGGAUCCCUGAGAUGCUUGAGGCAGAAAGCCUUCCCUCUUUGCUGGAAAACAAUGAAGAGAAGGAAGCUGCAGAUGGAGAGAAGGAUUUGAGCAGCCAUGAUCCCUGUCCUGCGGAGGCAGAACCUAAUCCUGCACCUGCUUCAGAUGGUUUGCCACAACCACAGGUGACCAAUGCAGUGGAGGCCAUCCCUGAGACGCUUCUAGUAGAGAGCCUUUCCUCUUCAACGGUAAUUAAAGAGUCAUUCCCCCCUUUCCCCCCUUUUCUAUCCAAAUUCUGUCCAAAUCUGUUCUUCUUUGAUCUUCAUAAGAUGACGAUGAAGGGUUCAGAGGCGGGUACCUGUCCGGCAGAGGGCGAUCCUGGGCCCGUUCAGACAGGCAGCCCCCAGCUCACCAGGAAAUGUCCGUUUCUCCCUUCCGUCCGCCUGGCCGUCUGCAGAGAGAAUGGCAGGAACCAGAUCCCAGUGGGACAAGGCCAGCAAAAACCAGCCCAGGCUCCCAUCAAUGGAGGAUGA